Symphalangus syndactylus (siamang) is the source of this 9067-nucleotide messenger RNA. RefSeq names its product zinc finger protein 69-like. NCBI's taxonomy places the organism in Eukaryota, Metazoa, Chordata, Mammalia, Primates, Hylobatidae. Gene Ontology annotation, molecular function: RNA polymerase II cis-regulatory region sequence-specific DNA binding; DNA-binding transcription factor activity, RNA polymerase II-specific. The record is from RefSeq and is a predicted model, not a curated record. Gene Ontology annotation, biological process: regulation of DNA-templated transcription.
CUAGCAUUCCAUCCAAUCAGAGGCACUGGGGCGGGUCCCUGCCCACUGUUCAUUCAGACACGUAGGGGGUCGCAUUCCUUUCCUCACGUUUGUCCCUGCGCGGGCCGCGGUUGGUAUCCGGUCUUUCCAGCCCCGAGAGGGACCUGGUUCCUCUACCCAGGCUUCUGUCGCUCUGUCACCUACGGUAUGCCCUGCUGUAGUCACAGGAGGUGUAGAGAGGACCCCGGGACAUCUGAAAGCCAGGAAAUGGACCCAGUGGCUUUUAAGGAUGUGGCUGUGAACUUCACCCAGGAGGAGUGGGCUUUGCUGGAUAUUUCCCAGAGGAAACUCUACAGGGAAGUGAUGCUGGAAACUUUCAGGAACCUGACCUCUAUAGGAAAAAGUUGGAAAGACCAGAACAUCGAAUAUGAGUACCAAAACCCCAGAAGAAACUUCAGGAGUGUCAUAGAAAAGAAAGUCAAUGAAAUUAAAGAAGACAGUCAUUGUGGAAAAACUUUUACCCCAGUUCCAGAUGAUAGGCUGAACUUCCAGGAGAAGAAAGCUUCUCCUGAAGUAAAAUCAUGUGAAAGCUUUGUGUAUGGAGAAGUUGGCCUAGGUAACUCAUCUUUUAGUAUGAAAAUCAGAGGUGACACUGGACACAAGGCAUAUGAGUAUCGGGAAUAUGGACUAAAGCCAUGUAAGUGUCAACAACCUAAAAAAGCCUUCAGAUAUUGCCCCUCCUUUAGAACACAACAAAGGGAUCACACUGGAGAGAAACCCUAUGCUUGUAAAGAAUGUGGAAAAACUUUUAUUUCCCAUUCAAGCAUUCAAAGACACAUGGUAAUGCACAGUGGGGAUGGACCUUAUAAAUGUAAGUUUUGUGGGAAAGCUUUCCAUUGUCUCAGUUUAUAUCUUAUUCAUGAAAGGACUCAUACUGGAGAGAAACCAUAUGAAUGUAAACAAUGUGGUAAAUCCUUUAGUUAUUCUGCUACCCUUCGAAUACACGAAAGAACUCACACUGGAGAAAAGCCUUAUGAGUGUCAGGAAUGUGGGAAAGCAUUUCAUAGUCCCAGAUGCUAUCGUAGACAUGAAAGGAUUCACACGGGAGAGAAGGCUUAUCAAUGUAAGGAAUGUGGAAAAGCAUUCACAUGUCCCCAGUAUGUUCGUAUACAUGAAAGGACCCACUCUGGGAAAAAACCCUAUGAAUGUACGCAGUGUGGGAAAGCAUUAUCCUCUCUUACAAGUUUUCAAACACACAUAAGAAUGCACUCUGGAGAAAGACCUUAUGAAUGUAAGAUAUGUGGAAAAGGCUUUUGUUCUGCCAAUUCAUUUCAAAGACAUGAAAAAACUCACAGUGGAGAGAAACCCUAUAAAUGCAAGCAAUGUGGUAAAGCCUUCAUUCAUUCCACUUCCCUUCGAUAUCAUGAAAGGACUCACACUGGAGAGAAACCCUAUGAGUGUAAGCAAUGUGGGAAAGCCUUCAGAUCUUCCUCACACCUUCAAUUGCAUGGUAGGACUCACACUGGAGAGAAACCCUAUGAAUGUCAGGAAUGUGGGAAAGCCUUCAGAUCUACGAAGAACCUUCAAAGUCAUGAAAGGACACAAACACACAUAAGAAUACACUCUGGAGAAAGACCUUAUAAAUGUAAGCUAUGUGGGAAAGGCUUUUAUUGUCCCAAAUCAUUGCAAAGACAUGAAAAAACUCACACUGGAGAGAAACUCUAUGAAUGCAAUCAAUGUGAUGAAGCCUUCAGUAGUUCCAGUUCCUUUCGAUAUCAUGAAAGGACUCACACUGGAGAGAAACCCUAUAAAUGCAAGCAAUGUGGGAAAGCCUUCAGAGCUGCCUCAAUCCUUCGAAUGCAUGAAAAAUCUUACACUGGAGAGAAACCCUAUGAGUGUAAGCAAUGUGGUAAAGCCUUUGUUUCUUUCACUUCCUUUCAAUAUCAUGAAAGGACUCAGACUGGAGAGAAACCCUAUGAGUGUAAACAAUGUGGAAAAGCCUUCAGAUCUACCUCACACCUUCGAAAACAUGGUAGGACUCACACUGGAGAGAAACCCUAUGAGUGUAAGCAAUGUGGAAAAGCCUUCAGAUCUACCUCACACCUUCGAAAACAUGGCAGGACUCACACUGGAGAGAAACCCUAUGAAUGUAAGAAAUGUGGAAAAGCGUUCCAUAAUUUCUCUUCUUUGCAAAUACAUGAAAGGAUGCACAGAGGAGAGAAGCCCUGUGGAUGUAAGCAUUGUGGGAAAGCAUUCAUAUCUGCCAAGAUCCUUUGAAUACAUGCAAGAACACACAAUGGAGGGAAACCCUAUGAAUGUAAAGAAUGCAGAAAAGCAUUCAGCUUGCCUACUUCCUUUCAUAGACAUGAAAAGACUCACACUGGAAGGAAACCCUAUGAAGGCAAGCAAUGUGGCAAAGCUUUCACUUCUUCCAGUUCUUUUCAAUAUCAUGAAAGAACACACACUAGGGAGAAACCCUAUCAAUGUAAGCAAUGUGUGAAAGCCUUUAUUUCUUCCACUUCUUUUCAAUAUCAUGAAAGGACUCACAUGGGAGAGAAACCCUAUGAGUGUAUGCCAUGUGGGAAAGCCUUCAUUUAUUCUAGUUGCCUUUGAUAUAAUGAAAGGACUCACACUGGAGAGAAGCCCUGUGAAUGUAAGCAAUGUGGGAAAGCCUUCAGAUCAGCCUCACACCUUCAAAUAUAUGGAAGGACUCACUGGAGAGAAACCCUAUGAAUGUAAGUAGUGUGGGAAAGCAUUCAGACCUGACAAGAUUCUUUGAAUACAGAUAAUGAAUGUAAACAAUUAACUGUUUAUAAUAACUGUAUACUAACAAAUGUUAUUUUUAAAUAAUUAAGAAGCUAUAAUAGUAAGGCCAGGUGCCAUGGCUCACACCUGUAAUCCCACCACUUUGGGCAAGGUGGGCAGAUCACAAAGUCAGGAGAUCGAGACCAUCCUGGCUAACAUGGUGAAACCCCGUCUCUACUAAAAAUACAAAAAAUUAGCCAGGCGUGGUGGUAGGCACCUGUAGUCCCAGCUACUCGGGAGGCUGAGGCAGGAGAAUAGCAUGAACCCAGGAGGCGGAGCUUGCAGUGAGCCAAGAUUGCACCACUGCACUCCAGUCUGGGUGACAGAGCGAGACUCCGUUUCAAAAAAAAAGCUAUAAUAAAAUAUCCCAUUGGUGUCAUGUAGUAGAUCAACCUUAUACUGUUAAAUUGUUAUUAUUUGGACAUUUUGAAUCAGUAUAACCAAGUGGAUAAAAUGCCAGGCAUCUUUUUUUGGGGAAAUUUUACUUUUCAUGCUUAUGUACUUAAAAUUUUAUCUCAACGCUAAUUUUUCUUAUUUUUUUUUUUUCCAGAAAAAAACUCACUCUGUCACCCAGGCUGGAGUGCAGUGGCAUGAUCUCGGGUCGCUGCAACUUCUGCCUCCAGGAUUCAAGCAAUUCUCCUGCUUCAGCCUCCUGAGUAGCUGGGACUACAGGCAUGCGCCACCACGCCAGGCUAAUUUUUUGUAUUUUUUAGUAGAGACAGGGUUUCACCAUAUUGGCCAGGCUGGUCUGGAACUCCAGACCUCAUGAUUUCGCCCACCUCGGCCUCCCAAAAUGCUGGGAUUACAGACAUGAGCCAUCAUGCCCAGCCGCAACCCUAAUUUUUCAUUCAGUCAUAAUACCAAUAGUUACCUCAUGUACCUCUGAGUGCCUUCUUCCCAAAAACCAGCAGUGCCAUACCUGCCGUCAGCAAGUGUGUAAUAUACCAUAGUGAUAAAUAUGACCAAAAGCCAUAAAUGACUGUGAGAUGUAUGAGAAUUACAAGUCACAUUAGUAAGAAGAGAAAAAUUUUGGUCAUGUUCAUGAUUUGAAAUAUGUUUUCCUCUAUCACAUUUAGAAAUAUAGUUACAAAAUGCCCUUGUUUUUGUCCUGAUUCAUCAUGGUCACUGAGGAGCAUCGUCUCAUAUGCCUAGUAUGUGACACGUGUCUCUCCAACAAUAAAAGACUUGGCCUUGGCUGGGCAUGGUGGCUCACGCCUGUAAUCCCAGGACUUUGGGAGGCCGAGGUCAGGAGUUAGAGACCAUUCUGACCAAUAUGAUCAAACCCCAUCUCUACUAAAAAUACAAAAAUUAGCAGGGUGUGGUGGCAUGCUCCUGUAGUCCUAGCUAUUCAGGAGGCUGACACAGGAGAAUCGCGUGAAUAUGGGAGGCAGAGGUUGCAGUGAGCCGAGGUCACACCAUUCACUCCAGCCUGGGCAACAAGAGCGAAACUCCGUUUCAAAAAAACAAAAAAGGACUUGGCCUUGUGGUGACUUGGCCUUGUGGUGACUUGGCCUUGUGGUGAGGGGAGGUAAUCUGUAGACUCCUGGACCUGUUUUUGCCUUACUUAUUCUCUAAAGACUGAAAUAUUUCCUAAAAUGUACAGGCACUGUUUACCAGAAAGUACCUUAGUUAAAACAUAAAAUCGUUUAUGCCUUAUAAAGCUAUAUUUUUUCAAAUUGCUUUACUGAGUCAUAGGAGGCUAAUAAAUUUGUGUAAAUUGUCUAAAUACAAGCUGUCUUUCUCUGAUAACGUGCUGUUGAUGCUAACUUGUCAACAGCCUGCUUAUCUCAGCAGUGUAAAGUUAACAGCAACAUGGAAAAGUUUCUUUUAUAUGUUAUGCAACGGCAUAGAACAAUUCAGUCACUUCCUUUAAGGUACCAAUGAAGCUGCUCUUCAGAAACGCUUAUUUAAAACUCCCUAAGGUCAAAAUCCAGGCACCACAGGAUGCAGCAUCAGCCACUGACCAAACCCUGUCUGUAUUGGAGGUGACAUACCCAGUCCCAGAUAAUGUAUCCACAUCAGUGAAGGGUGGAGUCAUUGAUUGUCAGAUCACACAAAGUAACUCAGAGCAGGAAAGACAGGGCAGUGAAACCUGGCCAGGCACAGUGGCUCACACCUGUAAUCCCAGCACUUUGCUAGUCCAAAGCGGGUGGAUCACUUGAGGUCAGGGGUUCAAGACAAGCCUGGCCAACAUGGUGAAACCCCGUUUCUACUAAAAAUACAAAAAUUAGCUGGGCAUCGUGCUGUGUGCCUGUAAUCCCAGCUAAUCAGGAUGCUGAGACAGGAGAAUGGCUUGAGCCUGGAGACAGAGGUUACAGUGAACUGAGAUCAACUUAUUGCACUCUCCAGCCUAGUCGAGACAGCGAGACUGUCUCAAGAAAAAAAAAAGAGUUGGGUGCACCUGAAUUCAACCCCUACCUCAUCCUUCUCCCUUGAAGGCCAAAUACACCCUGAUACUCUUCACCAAAGAGUAGAAACAACACCAUUCACUUGAUCCCAAAUGUAACUUUCCACAGGAUGCAAGCACAGUGUUGGAAUGGCCAAUGACAGUGAUAAUGAAAGUGCAGGCUGAGGGUGAUGAACAGGACACACUGGAGAGCCUGACAUUGGCCUAGACUAUGGGGGUGUCUUGAUGCUUCACAAAGAGCCAAAGGAGCACCCCAGAGAGGACACUGGAGCACAGGCCCAAAGGGUGUUCAUUGUAGGGUCCAGCCCCACAGGGUCGGUAGGUCUCUCCCUGUGUGCGGCGACGAGAGAGCGUAGAAAUAAAGACACAAGACAAAGAGAUAAAAGAAAAGGCAGCUGGGCCCGGGGGACCACUACCACAAGUCGCAGAGACCGGUAGUGGCCCCGAAUGUCUGGCUUCGCUGUUAUUUAUUGUAUACAAAGCAAAAGGGGCAGGGUAAAGAAUGAGCCUUCUCCAAUGAUAGGUAAGCUCACAUGGGUCACGUGUCCACUGGACAGGGGACCCUUCCCUGCCUGGCAGCUGAGGCAGAGAGAGAGAGAAGACAAAGAGAAAGACAGCUUAUGCCAUUAUUUCUACAUAUCAGAGACUUUUAGUACUUUCACUAAUUUACUACUGCUAGCUAGAAAGCAGAGCCAGGUGUACAGGAUGGAACAUGAAGGUGGACUAAGAGCGUGACCACUGAAGCACAGCAUCACAGGGAGACGGUUAGGCCUCCGGAUAACUGCGGGCGAGCCUGACUGGUGUCAGGCCCUCCACAAGAGGUGGAGGAGCAGAGUCUUCUCUAAACUCCCCCGGGGAAAAGGUGACUCCCUUUCCUGGUCUGCUAAGUAGCGGGUGUUGUUCCUUGACACCUUUUUGCUACCGCUAGACCACGGUCUGCCUGGCAACGGGCAUCUUCCCAGAUGCUGGCGUCACCGCUAGACCAAGGAGCCCUCUGGUGGCCCUGUCUGGGCAUAACAGAAGGCACUCCUGUCUUCUGGUCACACCUCACUAUGUCCCCUCAGCUCCUAUCUCUGUAUGGCCUGGUUUUUCCUAGGUUAUGAUUAUAGAGCAGGGAUUAUUAUAAUAUUGGGAUAAAGAGUAAUUACUACCAACUAAUGAUUAAUGAUAUUCAUAUAUAAUCAUAUCUAAGAUCUAUAUCUGGUAUGACUAUUCUUGUUUUAUAUUUUAUUAUACUGGAACAGCUCGUGUCCUCAGUCUCUUGCCUCGGCACCUGGGUGGCUUGCCGCCCACAGUUCAUAUGCCAGAAAGGCCACUAAUUUUGGAAGUCAGUGACAUUGGUGCCUGUUUGAGUCCUGAUCCUACAAAGAGUGAUCAUUGAAAGCUCACACACCAGGUGGGAUAGCUCACGCCUGUAAUCCCAGCACUUUGGGAGGCUGAGGUGGGUGGAUCAUCUGAGGUUGGGAGUUUGAGACCAACCAGGCCAACAUGACAAAACUCCAUCUCUACUAAAAAUACAAAAAGUAGCCAGGUGUAUUGGCUCACGCCUGUAAUCCCAGCCAAUCGGGAGGCUGAGGCACGAGAACAGCUUAAACUCGCAAGGCAGAGGUUGCAGUGUGCUGAGAUCGCACCAUUGCACUUCAGCCUGGGUGACAGAGUGAGACUCUGUCUCCAAAAAGGAAAAAAAGCUCACUUGGUUUUUCCCAUGGUGCCCCCACUGCAGGUGUACCAGAUACUCACAUUGACCAUGGGAGGAGCCCUUUAUACUGAGAGAACCUCAGAGCCCUGGAAAGCUAGGGAUCCACAGGCGGAUGCAGUAGUCAGUGAUGCCCUCCAGAAGUGAUAGUUUUUGUCAUGGGGCUUUUUCUAGAUAUACUAGUGAAACAAAUGUGGGUGUAGGUAAGAAAUAACUUUUAAUUCUAGACCUUGAAGUCAGCUUGCCAUUAAAACAGUUCAUAACAAAAAAGUCUAGGUACUGAACUUGUAAGUAAAAAUAAAAAUAUUAAAUAAAUAUUUAAUAAGAUAUUAAAUAAAUACAUAAAAUAUGCUUGUAUAUAGGCUUAGAAGGGGUCAGUCAAAAAUUCAGGGGCCGCUGGGCAGAUUGGCUCAUGCCUGUAAUCCCAGCACUUUGGGAGGCUGAGAUGGGCAGAUCACUUGAGGUCAGGAGUUCAAGACCACCCUGGCCAGCAUGGCGAAACACUAUCUCUAUGAAAAAUAUAAAAAUUAGCUGGGUGUGGUGGCACACACCUGUAACACCAGCUACUCCAGAGACGGAGGCAUGAGAAUCACUUGAACCAGGGAGGCGGAGGUUGCAGUGAGCCAAGAUCGUGCUACUGCACUCCAGCCUGGGCUACAGAACAAGACUGUCUCAAAAAAAAACAAGUUCAGGAACCUGGAGGAAGGAGAGAAACUGAAGCAUGCUUUGGUUAAUAGAUAUUUCAUUUUGACUGAUCACUAAAGAGAAAACUAUUCACCUAAUGGUUUGUGAGGUAAAUACUGGAAUAUCUAGUGUGUAUCUGGUUUGUCAUAGGUAACAAACAUAGCACCAUCUAAGUCAUCAUGGGAAGCUUGUUUCAUUGUAGUAAGGUGCUCUUUCACAACACAAAGGAUGGGGGAUUUAUUGAAUCACAGCCAUUUUCAGGAUUGCCCACCCACCCCCAUCUCCUUUCCACACCCCUUACUCUUUUUCUAUCCAUGUCUUUGAUUUGACUGGUCCUGAGUUGUAUCCUUCAUAGUAAGUGGGUAAAUGUAAGUGAACUGUGGGUAGUUCUAUCAAAUUAUGGAACUUGAGGAGGCUGUUGUACAGGACCCAGAUCUAGAUACGGUUGCUGAGAAGUACAUGUGGCCCCUGGGGCUUUGACUUGCAUCUGCCAAGUGGGGCUGUGUUGGGUGAGCCAGGAACUUGUGGAGUCUCUGCUAACUCUGGGUGGUUUCUGAAUUGCAUGGUUCCAUAACUGCUUAGUGCUGGAGAAUUGGUUGGUGUUCAGCAAGCACCACACAUUUGAUGUCAGACAAAAAGACAGCAUAGGUCAGAAUCUUCCACUAACAGUGAGAGAAGUGGUCUUUGCUGGGCAUUGAGACCCUGGUGGAAGGACUGUGUCCACACUGUGGGGAGGGGCCAGCAGGGUGUGUGUGGAAGUCCCAGAAGUAAUUUUCUGGCUGCUCACAUUUCCUUCACACAUUACCUAGGAGUAGGCCAGCCUGGCCUGUGUCUCCACGGUCCAAGUGUUUCCUAAGCUUGAAAAUGUAUAACUAUUGGAGUGUGGGUUUCCUUGCGAGCUGUGGGUGAGGCAGGCUGCCUACCUGAGCUGCCUCCCUUUUGUUUUUUUACAGAAUCUUGCUGCCAUGGAAUUGCUCUUUCCCCAUGCAUCUGAGAAUUUAUUUGUUUGUUUGUUUGUUUGUUUAUUUUUCAGAUAGAAUCUCACUCUGUGGCCGAGGCUAGAUCAGUGGCGCGAUCUCGGCUCACUGCAACUUGCCUCCCAGAUUCUCCUGGCUCAGCCUCCUGGGUAGCUGGGACUACUGGCACAUGCCACCACACCCUGCUUUUUUUUUUUGUAUUUUUAGUUACGUAGUUUUCACCAUGUUGACUAGGGUGGUCUCAAAGUACUGACUUCAAGUGAUCCACCUGCCUCAGCCUCCCAAAGUUCUGGGAUUACAGGCAUGAACUACUGCACCUGGCCGCAUCUAAGAAUUUUAUUCUGUGAUUUGGGUGUUAGGAUUUUAAUUAGCUGGUUGGAACCUUAGUGAGCAGUUUGAUAAUGUUUGAAGAAGGAAAUCGAGUUCUUGAAAUAAGCUGUUUUAUGCCAAGUCAAAAUAAUAAAAAUAUAAAUACUCAGACACAUACCACCCCAAAAAAUAAAUAGGCCUUGGACAGUU